Lucilia cuprina (Australian sheep blowfly) is the source of this 3695-nucleotide messenger RNA. RefSeq names its product UDP-N-acetylglucosamine--peptide N-acetylglucosaminyltransferase 110 kDa subunit (gene sxc). Gene Ontology annotation, molecular function: protein N-acetylglucosaminyltransferase activity; protein binding. Gene Ontology annotation, biological process: protein O-linked glycosylation. The record is from RefSeq and is a predicted model, not a curated record. The transcript is spliced from 10 exons. The coding region runs from base 304 to 3507 and encodes 1067 amino acids. NCBI's taxonomy places the organism in Eukaryota, Metazoa, Arthropoda, Insecta, Diptera, Calliphoridae.
AAAAAAUCAGAUUAUGGAAUAUUUUUAAUUCUGUGCAUUGUGAAGUGAGAAUAAAAAUAAAAAAGGUGAUAUAGCUAUUAUAAAAAGCUAUUUAUUAAUAUGUCAAUUUACAAGCUUCACAACGUAAACAAAAAGAAAAUCGAGUAAACACGAUUUAUAAAAGUAUUUGACAAAAAAAAUAAUUGAAAAGGAAGUUUGACAAAAUCUAACGAGAAGAAAAUUCAAUAAAAUUUAUUUCUAUAAGAAACAUCCAUCGCUUUUCUUCGUUCGGCUAGCUGUGUGGAGAUUACGAUUUGUGCAAACAUGCAAAACCAACAGUCACCAAAUCAAAAUACGCAGCAAUUGCAACAGCAGGCCGUAACACAAACACAAUUGAUAUUGCCGCAACAACAGCAGCAGACACAAUUGGUACAAAAUCAAGGCAAUACAGUGGGCAAGAUCAAUGACACUCAAAAUUUAUCAUCUGUUGGACUACUAGAAUUAGCCCAUCGUGAAUAUCAAGCUGUUGAUUAUGAGAACGCCGAAAAACAUUGUAUGCAAUUGUGGCGACAAGAUAGCACUAAUACAGGUGUGCUAUUGCUAUUAUCUUCCAUACAUUUUCAGUGUCGACGUUUAGAAAAAUCUGCACAGUUCUCAACGCUGGCUAUAAAACAAAAUCCCUUAUUGGCCGAAGCUUAUAGUAAUUUGGGUAACGUUUUCAAAGAACGUGGACAAUUGCAAGAAGCUUUAGAAAACUAUCGAAGAGCUGUACGUUUGAAGCCUGAUUUCAUUGAUGGAUAUAUUAACUUGGCUGCUGCUUUAGUUGCUGCUAGAGAAAUGGAAGCGGCUGUACAAGCCUAUAUAACAGCUUUGCAGUACAACCCGGAUUUGUACUGUGUACGUAGUGACUUGGGUAAUCUGUUAAAGGCUUUGGGUCGUCUUGAAGAGGCUAAGGCUUGUUACUUGAAGGCCAUUGAGACUUGCCCUAGUUUUGCGGUGGCAUGGAGUAAUUUGGGUUGUGUUUUCAAUGCCCAGGGUGAAAUAUGGUUGGCUAUACAUCAUUUUGAAAAGGCCGUUACUUUAGAUCCAAAUUUUUUGGAUGCUUACAUCAAUUUGGGCAAUGUUUUAAAAGAAGCAAGAAUUUUUGACCGGGCUGUGGCAGCUUAUUUAAGAGCUUUAAAUUUGUCUCCUAACAAUGCUGUGGUCCAUGGCAAUUUGGCUUGUGUUUAUUAUGAGCAGGGUUUGAUUGAUUUGGCCAUUGAUACCUAUAGAAGAGCCAUAGAAUUACAACCAAACUUCCCUGAUGCUUAUUGUAAUUUAGCCAAUGCUCUGAAAGAAAAAGGACAGGUAGUUAAAGAGGCUGAGGAAUGUUAUAAUACCGCUCUACGCUUAUGUCCCAAUCAUGCUGACUCUUUGAAUAAUUUAGCCAACAUUAAACGCGAACAAGGUUUCAUUGAAGAAGCCACUCGUCUGUAUUUGAAAGCUUUGGAAGUUUUCCCCGACUUUGCUGCUGCUCAUUCGAAUUUGGCUUCAGUUUUGCAACAGCAAGGUAAACUCAAGGAGGCUCUUAUGCAUUACAAAGAAGCUAUACGAAUUAAUCCAACCUUUGCUGAUGCCUACUCCAACAUGGGCAACACCCUUAAGGAAUUACAGGAUGUAGCUGGCGCCUUGCAAUGUUACUCGCGUGCUAUACAAAUCAAUCCAGCAUUUGCUGAUGCCCACAGUAAUUUGGCGAGCAUUCAUAAGGAUUCUGGUAACAUUCCCGAAGCCAUACAAUCGUAUCGCACUGCAUUGAAGUUGAAACCAGAUUUUCCCGAUGCCUAUUGUAAUUUGGCACAUUGUUUGCAAAUCGUUUGCGAUUGGACGGACUAUGAGGCACGUAUGAAGAAAUUGGUGAGCAUAGUAGCUGAGCAAUUAGAGAAGAAUCGUCUGCCCUCGGUGCAUCCACAUCACUCGAUGUUGUAUCCGUUGUCACACGACUUCCGCAAAGCAAUUGCGGCUCGACAUGCCAACUUGUGUAUAGAGAAGAUUUUAGUUCUACACAAGCCUCCGUAUAAAUUCACACGCGAAGUGCCGAAUGGAGAACGUAUACGUAUUGGUUAUGUUAGCUCUGACUUUGGCAAUCAUCCCACCUCACAUUUGAUGCAAUCGAUACCGGGGCUGCACGAUCGUAGCGUUGUAGAGAUUUUCUGUUACUCUCUUAGUCCCGAUGAUGGUACCACGUUCCGCUAUAAGAUCUCACAGGAGGCCGAGCAUUUUAUUGAUUUGUCGACCAUACCCUGCAACGGCAAAGCGGCCGAUCGCAUCUACAAUGACGGUAUCCACAUACUGGUGAAUAUGAACGGUUAUACCAAGGGAGCACGUAAUGAAAUCUUUGCCUUGCGGCCGGCACCCAUACAGGUUAUGUGGUUGGGUUACCCCGGCACAAGUGGGGCCUCAUUUAUGGAUUACAUUAUCACAGAUUCAGUAACGAGUCCUAUGGAGUUGGCACACCAAUACAGUGAAAAAUUGGCCUAUAUGCCAUACACGUAUUUCAUUGGGGAUCACAAACAGAUGUUCCCCCAUUUAAAGGAACGCAUACUGGUGGCCGAUAAAACACAAUCGACUGUGUCGGACAAUGUGGCUGUUAUUAAUGCCACAGAUUUGUCGCCAUUAGUGGAGAAUACAGGUGUUAAAGAGAUACGUGAGGUUAUCAAUGCCAACAAACAGGUUGAAAUCACACACAAAGUGGCUGAACUUCCCAACACCACACAAAUUGUGUCAAUGAUCGCUAGUGGACAAGUGCAGACCUCUCUGAACGGUGUGGUCUUACAGAAUGGUUUGGCCACAACACAGACAAACAACAAGGCAGCCACAGGCGAGGAAGUUCCACAAAGCAUUGUCAUCACUACCAGACGGCAAUAUCAUUUACCCGACGAUGCAAUUGUCUAUUGUAAUUUCAAUCAAUUGUAUAAAAUCGAUCCCUUGACACUGCAGACCUGGAUGAACAUCUUAAAGGCUGUACCUAAUUCUGUGUUAUGGCUUCUGAGAUUCCCAGCGGUUGGAGAACAGAAUAUUAAGAAAUCAGUAGAGGAUAUGGGUGUCGAUCCAGAACGUGUUAUAUUUUCAAAUGUUGCUUGUAAGGAGGAACAUGUACGUCGUGGUCAAUUGGCUGAUGUGUGCCUCGAUACGCCACUUUGUAAUGGACACACCACAUCAAUGGAUGUUUUAUGGACUGGCACACCAGUUGUCACACUACCAGGAGAGACAUUAGCAUCAAGAGUGGCUGCUUCACAGCUGGCGACCUUGGGCUGUCCCGAACUUAUUGCUAGUACCCGCCAAGAAUAUCAAGAAAUUUCCAUACGUUUGGGCACAGAUCGUGAAUAUCUCAAGACAUUGCGUGCCAAAGUGUGGAAGGCACGCGCUGACAGUCCACUGUUUGAUUGUUCACAAUAUGCCAAAGGUUUGGAAAAGUUAUUCUUGCGCAUGUGGCAAAGAUUUUUGAGGAGUGAAGCACCAGAUCAUAUUGCCGCUAUAGAUAAUAAAUAAAUUAACCAUAAUACAACUAUAAAGUAAAACAAAUUUUUAAUAACUUGAACCACACACUUCACACUUCAUCAAAACAUUAAGUAAACAGGAAAUUUCCUCUUAUAACAACUUUACUCCUUAACAAACAAACAAAAAUAAUCUUCAUUCUUAAAAACAUAUUCAUACAUAAUUAUUUUAAGUUUUCAAAA